CGAGUGUUCGUGAUCUAUUCGUUCAGAUAUAGAGCUGGUUCCACAUAAGAGGCUUCUUACCAAGAACAGCAUAGGGCUUGGCCAGUGAGCAUGGCCACGACAUGUAUGCCCAAGAAGGAUGUCUGUGUCACCGUCGGAGCCGAGCAAGUGUCGCCUGAGGAGGAGAAGAAUCAGCCCAGCGUCGAGAGGCCACUCGUCCGGACCAAAUACAUUUCAACAGUUACCAUUAAGCUAUACAGGCUCGUGAUCUUCAUUCGGAUGGGCAUCUUCGUGAUCUUCUUCAAGUGGCGCAUCUGCACUGCUGGUGUGAUGAGCUCCACGGACGGCGGCGACACUAGUAGAAUGCGAAUGAUGUGGACGAUAUCCAUCGCCGGGGAGCUCUGGUUCGCGUUGAUGUGGGUGCUCGACCAGCUGCCCAAGAUGAAGCCUGUCCGGCGCGCCGUCGACGUGGCAGCACUCCAGGAGUCAAUGCUCCCGACCAUGGACGUGUUCGUCACCACCGCCGACCCCGAGAAGGAGCCGCCACUGGCAACGGUGAACACGGUCCUCUCCAUCCUCGCCGCUGACUACCCUGCCGACAAGCUCACGUGCUAUGUCUCAGACGAUGGCGGCGCUCUGCUCACACGUGAGGCUGUCGCGGAGGCCGUCCGGUUCGCGGGACUCUGGGUGCCGUUCUGCCGGAAGCACGGGGUCGAGCCCAGGAACCCGGAGGCCUACUUCAGUCCCGGCGCCGCCGGCGUCGAUGGUAAUAAGAUGAGGGUGGUAACCAGGGGAGGCUACAAGGGGAGGGCGUGGCCGGAGCUGGCACGCGACAGGAGACACGUGCGGCGGGAGUACGAGGAGCUGCGGCUGCGGAUUGACGCACUACAGGCCGGGGAUAUCCGGCAGCGGCGCUGGUCACGGGCCGAUGGAAGCACCUGCUGGCAGCGCGGCACCGCGGAUGAUCAUGCCGAAGUUGUCCAAGUACUAAUAGGUCCAUCCGGCCGUACGCCACACCUCGGUAUCGUCGCCAGCGAUGGCAAUAAUCUUGUCGACCUCAGCUCCGUCGACGUGCGGCUUCCAGCGCUCGUGUACAUGUGCCGGGAGAAGCGCCAUCGCCGCGCGCACCACCGGAAGGCAGGCGCCAUGAACGCGCUGCUCCGAGCCUCAGCCGCGCUCUCCAACGCGCCCUUUGUCCUCAACCUCGACUGCGACCACUACGUCAACAACUCACAGGCCCUCCGUGCCGGCGUCUGUCUCAUGCUCGACCGUGGAGGCGGCGACGUCGCGUUCGUCCAGUUCCCGCAGCGCUUCGAUGGCGUCGACCCUGCCGAUCGCUACGCCAACCACAACCGUGUCUUCUUCGACUGCACUGAGCUAGGCCUCGACGGCAUCCAGGGACCCAUCUAUGUGGGCACAGGGUGCCUAUUUCGCCGCGCGGCGUUGUAUGGCAUGGACGCGCCGCCGCGUUGGAGACCUUACGGCGACGCCAAGGACGCCGCCGCCGAGCAUGACAAGUUCAGUGACUCGUCGCCGUUCCUUCUCUCGGUACGUGCGGCCUUGAAACAGCCGGCGCAGAGCAACACCACUUUUCCGCCAUGCUUGUUCGACGAGGCUGCCAUUGCCGAGGCAACCGCGCUCGUCUCGUGCUGCUACGAGGACAGUACGGCGUGGGGCAGGGACAUCGGCUGGAUAUACGGCACGGUGACAGAGGACGUGGCCACAGGCUUCUGCAUGCACCGGCGAGGGUGGCGCUCUGCCUACUGCGCCACCGAACCGGACGCGUUCCGCGGCACCGCGCCCAUCAACCUCACGGACCGGCUGCACCAGGUCCUGCGCUGGGCGGCGGGCUCCCUCGAGAUUUUCUUCUCCCGCAACAACCCGCUCCUCGCCGGACGCCGGCUCCACCCGCUGCAGCGCGUAGCGUACCUCAACACAACCUUGUACCCGUUCACCUCGCUCUUCCUCAUAGUCUACUGCCUCUUCCCGGCGAUCCCGCUCCUGACCGGGAACGCGGCGACCGGCACCUUCUCCACGUCCAUGGACAGAACACCGCCUGGCGCGUACAUCGCCUUCCUCGCGGCGCUGAUGCUGACGCUUGCAAUGGUGGCCGUGCUGGAGGUGAGCUGGUCGGGCAUCACGUUGCACGACUGGUGGCGGAACCAGCAGUUCUGGAUGGUCUCUGCCACGAGCGCGUACCUGGCGGCGGUGGCGCAGGUGGCACUCAAGGUCGUGGCCGGGAAGGAGAUAUCGUUCAAGCUGACGUCCAAGCAGAGCGCCACGAGUGCCAGCACCGGCGGGAAAGAAAGGUUCGCGGAGCUGUACGCCGUGAGGUGGACUGUGCUGAUGGUUCCUCCGGCGGUGGUGCUAAUGGUGAACGUGGCGUCCAUGGCAGCGGGGAUCGAAGGCGGCCGGUGGAGGAAUGGACCCGCCGCGGUACUCGCUGUGCUAUUCAACGCCUGGGUGGUGGCGCAUCUCUACCCCUUCGCCUUGGGGCUCAUGGGUCGCUGGAGCAGGACCUUGAGCCCCCUCCUCUUCCUUGUCGUAUUGUUCACCGUAGGCUUGCUCUGUUUCAUCCUCCAAUUUCACACACUUAAGUCAGGCCUGUUUUUGAACAAAUAAUCGAAGUAAUCGAACCGGCCAAAAAUUGAUUCUGAUAUUUAGGUACUUAAGA
Molecule: messenger RNA, 2653 nt
Organism: Phragmites australis (common reed)
Lineage: Eukaryota; Viridiplantae; Streptophyta; Magnoliopsida; Poales; Poaceae
Product: probable mixed-linked glucan synthase 7
Exons: 2
Coding region: 91-2601 (836 amino acids)
Biological process (GO): cellulose biosynthetic process; plant-type primary cell wall biogenesis
Cellular component (GO): plasma membrane; trans-Golgi network
Molecular function (GO): cellulose synthase (UDP-forming) activity; mannan synthase activity
Source: RefSeq, a predicted model, not a curated record